Mya arenaria is the source of this 1635-nucleotide messenger RNA. RefSeq lists its product as uncharacterized. Bases 270 to 1334 code for a protein of 354 amino acids. NCBI's taxonomy places the organism in Eukaryota, Metazoa, Mollusca, Bivalvia, Myida, Myidae. The record is from RefSeq and is a predicted model, not a curated record. The transcript has 9 exons.
UGGAUGUGUUAAAUAUAUGUGUGAUUGUUUUCAUUGGAUUUGAACUUCUGGUGCUUUGCAAGGACAACGGCCUCAAUAUUGAGUUUCAGGCGGUAGAUGAAAGUAACGCAUGGUCAUCCGAACCAAUCACAGAACUUAAUGUUGAUCAGGAAGCCAAUUCUACCUUUCAAAUAAUUUGUAGAGUAGAAAAUGUCACAGAACUUAACAGAAUUACAGUUUUAAGACUGCAAUGGGAAAGUGACAAUACGAACAACGAUUCCUACACAGACAUGGCAUUUAUUCAAAGUGUUGAUCCGGGAAAUAAUAACUCAUACAGACAGGCUUCAUUGGUAGAUGGGGUCACGGAAUGGCUGGUGGUUGGAAGUUAUGACUUUAACAAUACUAAGAACACGACUGUCGGAGUAGCCAAACCUGUCGAGGAAAUGACAUGCAGGGAAAGUGUGGGAUACAGGUGUCACCUGGCUUACACAAAACCUGCUCCAUCUUACGAUUCAGUUACCGCAGUUGUUUCCAAACGGCUUUCCGUUACAAUGCGACCAUCAUUGUUAGUGUCGCGAUUAUAUAACGAAAGUAUCAAUAGGGAGGAGAUUCUAAACGGAAACAAUUCGGAAUACGUCAGACUUAAAAAGGGACAAAAGGUUAUGAUGGAAUGUCAUGCGAACAUCGGUUCAUAUAACAACACAGCUGAAAUUCACUGGUAUAGAAUAACCAUCACUACGAGCAGUCGAUUGGUUUAUAUCACAACAUCCCAAAAUUCAUCAAGUUUAGCAAUAAAGAAUGGUACUAUUUGUCAGUAUGAAAUGACAAGCAGAUUGGCGUACGAAUUGACAGGGGAUGAAAUGUUAGAAGCUCCAAACAACUCAGUACAUUUUCAAUGUGUAGUUACCAUUCCUACCAUUGACUGGAAAACUCCGGAAAAGUAUCGUGGGAACUUCUACUUUGUUUGGGACAACGAUAAUGAAACGAGCGCUUUCAACACAACUACAGCGGUCGACCCAUCGGUUGAAAAGGAUUCAGAUUCAACAUCAUCCACUCUGUUGAUAGCUGGUGCUGUCGGUGGUACAUUUGUUGCUGUUGUUACUUGUCUCGUUGUUUUGAUUUGGCUAAAAAGGAAAUACAACGGUGGGUGUAACUGUCGCCAAAAUGCAGUUGAACUCAGACAAAGCGCUAAAAACAAAGGAGACAAUGAUAUCACAGAGCCGGAUAAUCAAGCAUACGAUCAAUACGAGAACCUCAGUGAUGCUGGACGCAGUCAUUAUUCACAUCUGGAUGCAGCUCAACUAGCUAGCCACGCUUCAAAGUGCAAUGACUUGACAAUGUACAUGGAUAAGUAAAUUUGGUGGAAAAAGAAAUGUGAACUUCUCUUUCGGAACAAGACCUUUUGUACAAAAUGUAAAAACUUUGAUUCUACUUUAACAUUUCGGAUUGCGCGUUACCCGUCAAAUUAAUUUGUUUGGAUGCAGAACAUGACUGCCGGAUUUUACCUCAAUACAAAAGUGCAAUACACACGGAUAGCCCCUGAUGAAACAGUAAUGUGAAAGUUUGAUGAAUUAAAUGCCUUUUAGGUUUUUAAGUGUUUUAUUAAUAUGAAUCAUAUUUAUUGUUUCGUCAGCAUUGUAUUUUAUUACAGAAUGU